This is a messenger RNA of Hippocampus zosterae (dwarf seahorse), 2201 nucleotides long. RefSeq names its product prolactin receptor a (gene prlra). The record is from RefSeq and is a predicted model, not a curated record. Gene Ontology annotation, biological process: cytokine-mediated signaling pathway. Gene Ontology annotation, molecular function: cytokine receptor activity; cytokine binding. Lineage: Eukaryota; Metazoa; Chordata; Actinopteri; Syngnathiformes; Syngnathidae. The coding region runs from base 236 to 2056 and encodes 606 amino acids. Gene Ontology annotation, cellular component: external side of plasma membrane; signaling receptor complex; membrane. The transcript is spliced from 9 exons.
CAAACACCUUUGUUUCCUAGAGGGAUAAAGAAAAGUCUAUUUGAAGUGUAUACUUGACUAUUUCAAAAACAAUUGUAAUUUAUUUGUUGUGGCCUUAUUUCCAUUCAGCAGCAGUGUUGUACUGUACUGUACAAACAAUUGUUGUAAAUUGUUGUUUUUCAGCUCCGAGUAUUGGCUGUGACAAGAGCACUCUCCUUCCCACCCCUCCCUUGCUGGGAGGUGAAGGGAUGUUGCGAUGUUUCCUCCCACACUACGGGCUGAACCAACCGCGCGGUUCUACCCCUCAUGUCCGCCUCGCCUUCGGUCAGAUUUAGUUGGACCAAUCUGCUUUUGUGUGGAGUGCCAUCACCGGCUUUCAAAAACACAUGCUGAGACAUUGACUGACUGCCCUCACGCGUGUCGUGCCGCAAUGAGAAACGUUCAGGGGUUGUCCUGGCUGAUCCUGCUGGUUCUCACACCACACACUAAAGGUGAUCUCAGUCGGCCGGGGAAGCCCACGCUGACCAGCUGUCGCUCUCCGGAGAAAGAAACCUUCACGUGCUGGUGGCAGCCUGCUUCUGAUGGAGGACUGCCAACCACGUACGCGCUGUACUACCGCAAGGAAAACUCCGAAAUCAUGUACGAGUGCCCCGACUACUUCACGGGCGGGGAGAACUCGUGCUUCUUCAACAAGAACAACACGUCCAUCUGGGUUAACUACAACAUCACCGUGGUGGCCACCAACCGACUGGGAAGCACCUUCUCCGACCCCGUGGAUGUCGACGUGGUCUAUAUCGUCCAGCCCAACCCUCCGGAGAACGUAUCGCUGAGCGUCAUGGAGGACAAAGGCUGGCCCUUCCUGCGAGUGGCGUGGGCGCCGCCCCGCAAGGCCGACACUCGCUCCGGCUGGAUCACACUCAUCUACGAGCUUCGCAUCCGGUCGGAUGCGGAAAACGAAUGGGAGACUCACGUGGCUGGCCAGCAGAAGCUGUUCAACAUUUUCAGCCUGCGCUCCGGCAGCUUGUACCUUGUGCAGGUGCGCUGCAAACCCGACCACGGCUUUUGGAGCGACUGGAGCUCGCCGUCGCAAAUCCGUUUUCCUGAAUAUUUCCAUCAGGAAAAGUCAGCGUGGAUUGUCACCUCUGCUGUUUGUGCCUUCAUCUUCCUCAUCAUCACGGUGUUGCUGCACAUGAACCAUGGCAGCUUGAAACACUGCCUCCUACCACCGGUCCCUGGUCCGAAAAUAAAAGGAUUCGAUGAGCAGCUACUAAAGAAAGGAAACUCCGAAGACAUCUUCAACGCGCUCGUGGUGUCAGACUUUCCCAUGUCGUGGUCGUCGUCGUCCAACAGCGAGGACCUGCUGGUAGAGUUACUGGAGGUUUACAUCCCGGAAGAAAGGGAGACCAUGUUGGGGGCGAGCAAGGACCUCGGUGGCGGCAGCUUCAAGACGUCUGACAGCGACUCGGGCCGGGGUAGCUGCGACAGUCGCACGCUGCUGAUUGACAAGUGCGGCCGGCCCAAAGAGCACGAAGACGGCGCCGAGGAGCGGGUCGAACGGGAAGACUGGGAAGAUGCUCGAGAUGACACGGGAGGUAGGACGUGGCCUUCUGUGUUUCCCGGCCUGUCGGACCGGCCUCAGCGCAGCCUCUCGGAUGGCCUCUCUCAAGUUCUGGGGCCCUCGGAGGGGCAGGUGUGCAAGCAAAUCAAGGCCCGCAGCGACAUCGAUAUCGCCGUGUCCGGUCAUAAAGUGUCACCCGCUCGCUGGUCCGUGGAGUACGUGGGCGUGCAGGCGGUUGUGAAUGACGACAUGGUCAUCCUGCAGCCAUGGGGCAGCGGGGAGGGCUGCACCCCGCCGCUCUCCUCCUUGCAGGAGCGGGACUACAGUCAGGUGAAGCAGGUGCGCAGCGAUGACACUCUGCUACUGCUCCAUAAAGUGUCAGAGGGAACGGCAGAUGGGCGCGAGGCUGCAACAAGUUUUGGCAAUAUGAGCCAGAAGAGCGCCACCUGUAUGAACUCCACCGCGGCAACGGGGGGCUACGUCGACGCGGCUGCUGUUUUCCCAAUGACAACGUACUGAGCGUCCUUUUCGGCGAUGGGAAUUCAAGGUCAUCUCGUAAUUGUUAUUUUUAUCAUCUUCAACGGGAUGGGAUUGAUGGGAAUGUUGUGAACCCCUUUUUCCGUGUACCGGUACUUGAGACCCACAGUUUUUAAUACACCAAAAA